UGAGAAACAGCUGUGAAAGAUAGCCAAUCAGAAGAGGCGUCUUUUGGAAGAAGAAGAAAAAAGAAAGAAGACGAGAAAGAGAAGUAGAGUUAGACAGGGAGAAGAAAGUGAAAAAAAGGAGGGUUAAGAGAAAGAAAGAAGAAAUAGAGAAGUAGAGAAAGAUAGGAAGAAGAAGGGAGGGGUUAAGGUCGGUGAUGUAUGUGAGUUUUUGAGGAAGGAUAACUCUUGUCUUACUCACUCUGUGUGUGUGUUUGAGUAAGUCAGCCACUCAGUCCACUUAUUGUUCAAAGCAUCCCCACAUGGGGGUCUAACCCGAGAGGUUUUUUUUUGGCACGAAAUAUCAAUUUUUUUUGUUAAAACACAACUUUUUUUUUGGUCUUGGUCCUAUUAUAUAAGCCUCCUGUGACAACAAUUACUGUGAUUAUUUGAAAAUAAGAUCAAGCAGGAAAGAGAAGAAGAAAAAAAAAACGUACUAAACUGGUUGGACAUUUAAAAAAAAAAUUAUUAUUCUGUCUGUGUCUGUCUUUUUCUCCCUCUCUGUCUCUUCACAUAUUAAUCUGUUCUUCCUCUGGUUUAAAACAACACUACAUCAAGAAGAAUAUAUAUAAAUUAUCUAUAUAUAUAUAAAGAAUCCGGCUAAGUAAUUGAGAGGCGCAUCAUUCGAAAAAAUCAUAACCGCCAUGAAUCUGAUUACAGUUCUCGAGAAGACCGUUUCCACUGAAACAAGUGAGCUUGAAACAGCGCAACAAUUCCUGGAACAAGCCGCUCUACAAAAUCUACCUGAGCUAUUAAAGAAAUUAUCUGACAUCUUAAAACAUGGAGGGAAUAGUCCAGUGGCCCGUAUGCAAGCCGGUCUACAGCUCAAAAAUGCUGUUUAUUCCAAGGAUCCAGCAAUUAAAACCACUUACCAACAGCGAUGGCUCCAGUUUAACGAAGAAAUACGAGUAUAUAUAAAGAAAAAUGUUUUGGAGUCAUUAGGGACUGAAACCAUUCGUCCAAGUUCUGCAGCCCAGUGUGUGGCAUACAUUGCUUGUGCUGAACUUCCCCAAGGGUUCUGGCCAGAUCUUAUUCCUUUGUUAACGCAAAAUAUUACCAAUCCAAACAGCACUGAAUUGAUGAAAGAAGCUACGUUAGAGUCUAUUGGUUAUAUUUGCCAGGAUAUAGAGCCAGAUAUAUUGGCAUCACAAUCUAAUGAAAUUUUAACAGCAAUUGUAAAUGGGAUGCGCAAAGAAGAAUCAAGUAAUCAUGUUAGAUUAGCUGCUACGAAUGCUCUGCUGAAUUCUUUGGAAUUCACAAAGUCAAAUUUUGAUAAAGAUUUUGAAAGGCAUUUUAUCAUGCAAGUUGUUUGUGAAGCUACCCAGUCUACUGAUACAAGGGUUCGUGUUGCUGCCUUGCAAUGCUUAGUUAAAAUUAUGUCCUUAUAUUAUCAAUAUAUGGAACACUACAUGGGUCCUGCUCUGUUUGCUAUUACGAUGGAAGCUAUGAAAAGUGAGAUAGAUGAAGUAUCUCUACAAGGAAUUGAGUUCUGGUCUACAGUUUGUGAUGAAGAGGUCGAUCUUGCCAUAGAACUUUCAGAAGCUGAUGAAGAAGGCCGACCUCCUGAAAGGAGCAGUAGGUUUUAUGCUAAAGGAGCUCUGCAGUUCCUUGUUCCAAUAUUAUUGAUAACCCUUACAAAACAGGAAGAGUUUGAUGAUGAUGAGUGGAACCCAUGUAAGGCAGCUGGUGUGUGUUUGAUGCUGAUGGCCACAUGCUGUGAAGAUGACGUUGUAGGUCAUGUACUUCCUUUUGUCAAGGAACAUAUUGUCCAUACAGAUUGGCGCUUUAGAGAUGCUGCUGUUAUGGCAUUUGGAUCUAUCCUGGAAGGACCUGACCGCAAUAAGCUGAAGCCUAUCGUUGAACAAGCCAUGCCAAUGUUGAUAAACUUGCUGAAGGACCGCAGCGUUGUAGUGCGAGACACUACAGCUUGGGCAGUUGGACGAGUGUGUGAAAUCUUACCUGAAGCCGUUAUUAACGAUACCUGUCUGCCGCCACUCUUAGAAGCUUUGGUACAAGGACUUGAGGCUGAGCCGCGUGUUGCACACAAUGUUUGCUGGGCUAUAUCCGGUUUGGCAGAAGCAGCAUACGAAAUAGCUGCGGAUACUGCUGAAGAGAAUGUCGAGCCUGAAAUGUAUUGUCUUUCGUAUUAUUUUGAUGGUAUUGUUACCAAACUUUUGGAAACAACUGACAGGCCUGAUGCUAACCAGCACAAUUUAAGGAAUGCUGCCUAUGAGGCGCUUAUGGAACUUGUGAAAAAUAGUCCAAAGGAUUGUUAUGAAACAGUGAAAAACACAACUAUGAUUAUUUUACAACGGCUUGAAAAAGUUUUACAGAUGGAGGGUCAUAUAAGUUCAACUUCUGAUAGGGUACAAUAUAAUGACCUCCAAUCAUUGCUGUGUGCUACACUCCAAAGUGUACUGCGAAAGGUAACUGCUGAAGAUGCACCCAAAAUCUCUAGCCCGAUUAUGACAGCUUUAUUACAGAUGUUCAACACCUCUUGUGGGAAAUCUGGAGGAGUUCAAGAAGAUGCUUUACUCUGUGUAUCAACACUGGUUGAAGUUCUUGGAGAAAAUUUCUUGCCAUACAUGCCAGCUUUCAAACCAUACUUGACUCUUGGACUGAAAAAUCAUGCAGAAUAUCAGGUGUGCCAAGCUGCAGUUGGUUUAACUGGUGAUAUCUGCCGAGCUGUAGGAAAUAAUAUAUUACCAUACUGUGAUGAGUUAAUGACUAUGCUUGUGGAAAAUCUUGGGGAUGAAACUGUCCAUCGUUCUGUCAAACCUCAGAUCUUGUCUGUGUUUGGUGAUAUUGCUCUAGCAAUUGGUUCUUACUUCAAAAAUUACCUAGCAGUUGUUUUGAAUACAUUGCAACAAGCAUCACAAGCACAAGUUGACAAGACUGACUAUGAUAUGAUUGAUUACUUGAAUGAACUGAGAGAAGGCUGUUUAGAAGCUUACACUGGCAUUGUGCAAGGUUUGAAAGGUGAUGCUGAGCAGAUAAACCCUGAUGUCAAUCUCAUUCAGCCACAUGUUGGACACAUGAUUUCAUUCAUUGAACACAUAGCUCAAGAUGAGGAUCAUAGUGACAGUAACAUAGCUGCUUGUUGUGGGUUAAUAGGUGAUCUCUGUGCUGCUUUUGGUGCAGCCAUGAUGCCUUUUGUUGAUAAGGAAUCCAUACAAGCCUUGUUAACGAAAGGCCGACGCUCCAAGGUGUCUAAAGCGAAAACACUAGCAAGUUGGGCCACUAAAGAGAUAAGAAAACUGAAGAAUGCAUCUUGAGCUGCUGAACAGCCUGGCAUGGUCAAAUGAGAAUAGGACCACAGGUCUUAAGUCGUCAGCGGUGGCGGCAGUCUCAACUCGUUUGAAUGAGUGUGAGCGUGAGUGAAAUCAUCUCAUCAAACUGUCACAAUCCCCGGCAGGCACCUACCUACCUCCCCGACAAGACAACUUGAAGGGGCAGUCAAUCCCCAGACCCUCCCUCCCUCUGCUACC
This is a messenger RNA of Octopus bimaculoides (California two-spot octopus), 3524 nucleotides long. RefSeq names its product importin subunit beta-1. Gene Ontology annotation, molecular function: small GTPase binding. Gene Ontology annotation, biological process: protein import into nucleus. NCBI's taxonomy places the organism in Eukaryota, Metazoa, Mollusca, Cephalopoda, Octopoda, Octopodidae. The record is from RefSeq and is a predicted model, not a curated record.